Messenger RNA from Xenopus tropicalis (tropical clawed frog), 8261 nucleotides. It is a transcript of the gene nudt4, whose product is annotated as nudix hydrolase 4. Bases 35 to 544 code for a protein of 169 amino acids. The transcript is spliced from 5 exons. Lineage: Eukaryota; Metazoa; Chordata; Amphibia; Anura; Pipidae. The record is from RefSeq and is a predicted model, not a curated record. Gene Ontology annotation, cellular component: cytoplasm. Gene Ontology annotation, molecular function: metal ion binding; diphosphoinositol-polyphosphate diphosphatase activity; hydrolase activity.
UGUACCACAAGUCUUUGAACUAUUUAUUAGGUUGAUGUUUCAGAGAACCUUCCUCAAGAUGUGCAAACAAACCAAAGGUGCCCAGCCAAUCUAUUUACAGGUGCUAUUGGUGAGCAGUAGUCGGUAUCCAGAUCAGUGGAUUGUUCCUGGAGGAGGGAUGGAGCCAGAAGAGGAACCAGGUGGUGCUGCUGUGAGAGAAGUCUAUGAAGAGGCUGGAGUAAAGGGUAAAUUAGGAAGACUUCUUGGAAUUUUCGAGAACCAAGAUAGAAAGCAUAGGACUUACGUUUAUGUGCUCACUGUGACUGAAGUACUGGAAGAUUGGGAAGAUUCUGUAAAUAUUGGGAGGAAGAGGGAGUGGUUCAAAGUGGAAGAUGCCCUGAAGGUCUUACAGUGCCACAAGCCUGUACAUGCAGAAUAUUUGGAAAAACUGAAAUUGGGAUGCUCACCAACUAAUGGAAAUUCAGUGGUGCCCCCCAUCCCAGACAACAAUUCUCUCUAUGUUACAUCUGCACAGACUUCUAGCCUGCCAUCGACUGUGAGAUAAGCUUUGUGCAUUGUGGGAUGGCACAUCAUAAGAGAAAAUGGUCCUAGAUGUUCUUAUGCCGACAUCCUUACAAUGAGGCCUGGAUUCUCCAUGUUUUGUUUUUCUUCUUUCUCAACAAUUUUGCCAUCCUUUCUUUGUUUUUAACAAUGUAAAUUAGUAUUUCAUCAAACCAAAGCCCAGUGGAUUUUUAAGAUGCCCCAAUGGACAUUUUUUCUCUCCUGUCUUAUGUAUAUACAGCCGCUGUCGUUAACAUAACUUUUUUUUUUUUUUCAUUGGGUGGCCAUUUUUCCUUACCUGCUUGGUUGCUGGAAGGGCUUUAUUUUAUUGCUAGAUGCAAGGUGGACUCUUGGUGCUAUGCAUUAAAGAUUCCUCCUGUAUCGUACAAGGGCAAUCUUGAAAACAGAACCUUGUUCUCUACUAGAAGUGUGGCCUUUACCAAAUUUAGCUCUGGGGAGGCUCUUUUUGCCUUGCUAACUGCACCAGAAAAAUUAACUGGCUUUCAAAAUAUGUUUUUACUCUAGUAUGAUACAAUUUACAGUGAAACAACUGUGGUAUGUUAGCGGCAAUAGGAGAAUUAGUAUAAUCUAUGGUUUGAUUGUAUAGAUAGCAACACAAGUAUAUUGUAGCAUGGUUCAUAUGGCUUUUCCCUGAAAAUCUUCUUCAAAAUGUGUGCCAUUUCUACAUUUUAAUAUUUUACUGUAAGAAUCUCAGAUUGCCUCACUGCUACUGAUCUGUCAGAAUGUCAAUGAAUUCCUUUUUUUCUAGUAGUCAGUUUAUGCAUUAGUAUCAUCACUUUCAGUGUGUUUGUUACUUUUUUCCUAUUUCAGAUUGCUCAGCUUUUUGGAGUAGGAAGGAAGCUUCUGUAACUAGAUAUGCAUUCUGAUAUGAGUGUUGAGACAGUGGACUAGUUUAAUGCUGAAGUGGGGCAAAAACACUUAGCAAAGCAUUUGGUCAGUGUCGCACUGAAAAACCAUAUAGUAGCAUCCAGUAACUUUGCUGCAUUAUUUCAGCUUAACCCUCUGCAAGGUUUCAAACCUGGACAAAUAGCAGUGAGUGUUAGGCUAUUUCCAUAGGCUCAAGCUCUUUGAGUAAUGUCAUAUAGAGACAUGUAUUUGCAUCUCCUGUGUAUUGAACUCAUAAACAGCUGGCCCUUGUUUCAUGAAAGUUUAAGACUUUAACCCACUGCCCAGUUGUCCACUACUCUCUUGGUUUUUGUUGUUUUUAGGUUGACAAAGAGCAGAAUGUGCGCUAUGUGGCUUCAAUAGCUGCAUGUAAAGGUGGGCAUACACAUUAAUAUCUGCUCAUUUGGUGAGGUUAGCCAGCAAGUGAGUCUUUGCCUCAGUUGGCCACCUGUUAAAUCAGGCUGAGCAGAUUGUUUGGCCCACCAGGCCAAAUACCAGAUCAUAAUGUGCAGACUCCUUGAUAGAGAACUGCAGCAAAUGGAUGGUGCAGCCCUAGACUGCCUGGUUUUCAGCUAGAUAUUGGUCAGACAGGCUGAUCGGAAGUCCCAAACACAGGCUGGAAAGCUACUGACUUUGUCUGCAGGUGCUGAGUUUGUGACUAAUAUUGAUCUGUGUAUGGCCAGAUAAAGUUUGCCUCUUAAUUUUAGUGACACUUCAUUUUACAGUGCCUAACUACUAAAUUAUGUCUGGUGCAGUUAAUAUUGAAUUGCUAUAGCAAGAGGCACUUUUUUCCAAAUGAAUAUUUAUGGCAAUCAAGUCAGAUUAAGCAACAUUCUGAACAUUGAUAAGGCUUUUUGAAUAAAGGUAGGACUAAUCCCAAAAAAAGUUUGAAUACAUGUAUUUCUAAUAGUCUUUGUGAGCUCUUUAUACCUUGACACUACAAAAAUGCAGCUAGCCCUUUUUCUGGAUGACUAUGUAUAGUGCACCUAUUUAUUGCUGUGUGAUCCACAGAGUAUAAGGUAUUUUAGUGCACAUCUUGGUCAUUCCUGUGGGUAGUGGGUACGUUAUUAUAAAAUCACUUAUUUUAGGCAGGACCAAAUAGAACCUUUUUCAGUUUUUAUGUUUUUGCAGUAACUGUCCUCUUUGGUCACAACUGUCCUGCCAAAGUGUCCUGUCAUUAGACAAGCUCUUAAGGUGGCCAUACAUGUAAAAAUUUUCUCCCAAUAUCCCCACCUACGGGUGGGCAAUAUCGGGGGAAUUUAGGAUAAUUUGGUCGUUUGGCCCUGGGGCCAAACAAUCGAAUUAUAACGUCUGUAAUGGGCGCAGUCGGUCGUUGAUGCGGUCCCCAAUCCGACUGAAUGUUUUAACCGGCCCGAGCGAUAGAUGCCAGAUUAGCUGUCAGGCAGGCCAGUCGUUUUUGCCCCUACAUAGGCCGAUAAUCUGCCGAAUCGGUCCAAGGGACUGAUAUCGGCAGCUACAAUUGGCCCGUGUAUAGCCACCUUUAGUUCUUGAAUGCUGCUGCUAUCAUGAUAUCUUUGCUGACAGUAGCUGGGCUCCAGGCUAAUGGAAGAUUGAAAUUAACUAUAUUGGGUAUUUUUCGCUCACUUAGUGGGCCUGGGCUAAAUGUAUGGGCUUCUUAUUAGGUUUGCUUAAAGGAAUAGUAACAAUAAAAUUGUGUUUUGAAGUAUUUAAAAUAUAAUGUACUGUUGCCCUGCACUGGGAAAACUGAUCAUGUAAAACUAUAGUAACAUUUCUGAAACAAACCAGUCUACUGUGUAGCCAUGGGGCAGUUAAAAUAGGGCUAAAUGGCACAGUUUAGAUAGCAGAUGAUAAGCUCUGUAGAAUAUAAUGCUGUUCUACAGAGCUGAUCUCUUUGCACUAAAUGGCACAGGUUUAGUAGCAGGUUUUAUAACUGCCCUCAUAGCUACACAGAAGCUUGUUUAUCUACACUGUAUAUGCGUCUCUGAAGCAAACACACCUGUUUUGCCAGUGCAGGACAACAUUACAUUAUAUACUUUCAUUUUUUUUGCCACUUCCCAGUUAUCCAUAUUUUCAUUAUUUUGAUUACCAUGCCUAAAAUCUAUUAAGGAUAAGCUUAACUUAGCUUAGCUUCAAUUAACAUGAAUCCGAGUUAACAUCACUUGCAAGCCAUUGCUAUUAUUAAAGAGAACAGGAGCGGCAUUAUGAAGGUUCUGAGUGUUGUACAUGAGAUGAUAGGUGGCUAUCCACAUGGUUUAAAAGUGCAUUCAUCAAAUAGGUGAUUGGUUCCUAUGGACAACUGCACUAGUGCUGUUAACCAUCUGUAUUUGGUGCUGAUUUACAAAAUUCCUGCUACAGGUAUUGCACAUUCUUCAGCUGUGACUGCAUCAAAGUAACCUAGUGCCUGUUGCUUCCUGCUACCACCAACUGCCACAUACAAAUUCAAGCACAAAUAACCAUAAGAGUCCCAUGAGCUAGGCAGCCACCACUAUUGGAAGCAUACCCAAAGUCGCCUAAUGUCAAUUUUCUAUACUGAUAUUGAGCAUGAAUCUUAAAGUGGAGGGAUUGACAUUUUUGAGCUGGCCCAUUUCACCACCCACACAGCUUAACUGCCAACAAUUUUACUGUGUACUGAAGCCUAUGGAGGCUUUGAAGGAGGACCACAUCAACACACAUGCCAAUAAGUUGGCAACUUGGUCUGGAGUUUGUAGCUUCUAUGAGCCUGUUUUUGGCCAACUUUAUUCUGUAUAUAUAAUGUCAAAAGACAUAUUUUUUUUUUUAGUGCUUUGAAAAAGAAAAUGAGGGUGCAUCCUAUCCUCUGUAUAGGAUUUGGUAAGUAAAGUAAAGGUCUGAAACCUUUGCAUGGCACAGUGUGUUAGUGAGGUUCAUACUGAGAGUAUUAUUAUUGGGUGCCCACAGAUUGUCCCAGCUCAAUUAGUGAUUUAUAGACCAUAUUGUUCCAGGGCUCACAAUACAAUAGUUUGCCAGAGGGGGCGCCAAAGUGCUCUGCUUCUAAAGGACUUCUUAGGGGCAUGUAUAGCAAAAGGUGGAUUUACCCAACAAUAUAGUUUCUACUCUAAAAACCCACUACUUAAAUGAACAACUGCAAGAUCAAGAUGUGCACUAAAGGAUGUGUAAUAGUACUGUUCUUUUUGUUUUACUAAGUUUGUUUAGUAGAAGCUUUUUAUGUGCAGCUUAUGAUGGGGAAUACAUACUUAGCAGAAACCUAGAUGAAUAGGGUGCAGGGGGCUUAGAAACACAUGUAAUGGUAGGCAGUUCAGGUGUUUUUAGCAGCUAUCAUGGUAUUUAUUAGUGAGGAAUAUAUAACAAAUUUAACCUAAAUCUGUCGCUAUAAAACCAUCGGUACAGAUGAUGAUUUUCCUGCCAAUGUAGCAUUAAUAUUAAACAUAAAAUUGUGCCCAUAUGCAUAGGCAGCAUUUGACUUUUCUCAGGUUAUUCCAAUUUUAAAAUGAUGUUCCCUGGGGAAGUUUGCUUUCAGGAUAUUUGGCAGGGGUCUGGGACUGAAUUUCAGAGGAGCCUGUAACCAGUGAGAUACGUGUCCUUGCCAACUGCAUGAGAGGGUUAACUUAUAUAAAAAAAAAAAUGGGGCCUUUUGCUUCUCCUAACGUUCUUGAAGAGGAAAAGUCAUCUCCAUUGCUCAUAGACUGCAGGGCUGCUUCCAUCAAAGCCAUUAUUUCCUAGUCCCAUUUUGCUCCCAGGAAGUCAUCAGAAAAAAACUGUGGGCAGGAAAGCACACUCUUAUGUAAUAGGUGUCUAUGAGAUGGAGGCUUGCUGCCUGAGACCUUACUGAGAGUUUCAUGGAGCUCAGCCUGUUAGGGGAGACUGUCAUUGCUCAGCGCAGGCAGUCUCUCACAACAAGCACUAUUAGCCAAUCACUCAUGUUUUGGCCUCCUGCAAGCUCUGUUGCUAUAGGAGACCUCAUGUUUAGCUGUGUGAAUGACCAGUCCCUUUUUGACAGUGUUUGAUUUUCUGUAGAUAUUUUGUAUCCAGCAAUUCUCAUAUUCCAUGUAAAAAGAAAAAUAUAAACACACAUUUUGUAAAUAAACCAGUAAAUCAACAGUGCGCGGACAAAGGAUGCUCGUAAUUUAGACAUUUUGUUACUCAACACAAAUUUUCUUCUACUUUUUAACACACAUUGUGUAAAAUGCUGCUAUAAAUUAAAAAGAAUUGAGUGCUGUUACACUUUUUUUUUUUUGUUUGUUAAAGAAAGAGCGGUGCCACAGUUGUUUUGUUAAUUAUCCUUGUGCCAAUUAAUUGCCUUUAUACCUUCAAGUAAUAGUAUCAUGUAUAUUUAUAUAUGUCAGCUGAAGUCUUUUUUUCUAUUCAAGCCAUGUGGCAUUUCCAAUAUGAAUCCUCACUGGAAGCUGUCAUGGAAAGUAAAACCUCCACAUGCCCUCAUCAUCUAAGGUCUUCAGCUGGUUAUGGAUGUACUGCACACAUUCACGCAGUUAUAUGGGAGAUCAACUGUGUGUGUAAGAUAUAUAUAUAUAUAUAUUCCAUUCUCAGUCUAGAAUUGUCAGCAAAUCCUUUCUCUUACUGAGCCAGCCUUGUCUAUCCUAAACUUGUUUGGGGCCCAGUGUGCACAUGUGACUUGUAGGUACCGAUGAACCCUAGAAAUCAAAUCUGCCUUGCAAAGCAUCUCCUACGGUCAUUGCAUUAGAGAAUAUUUGAUGGGAUAGUGAUUUUUAUUUUGCAGUUUGUACACUUUAAUUCUUCUCAUUUACGAUGAAAGGGAAUUUGAGGGAAUGUUCAUACCUGGAAACUGUGUAUGGGUAAUGAGUAGGCUUGUGUCAUCCUACUGCCUUCCUGUCCUAGCUGCUGAGUGCCCCAAGAAUAAUAAACUUAUUCAAGUCCCAAAUGUUUAGACACCAUUCAUAUGGAUGGAGUAUUUUCAAUGUAUUUUUUUAAAUUGUCUUUAAACCCCAAUUCACAAACAUAAAUGGGGGGAAAAAUGCAUAUCUCCCAAAAAUACUCCUACACCCUAUAAUUUGUAUAGGUUGUUGGUGUAGUUUUCAGAAUUGUGUGCAGAAUGUGCCAUUUGCAAAUAGUACAGCCUCUUCCAUCAAGGACCCAUAUAUCUUUAUCAAGUAUCUCUUAGAAUAUGCAAAUGGUUAAAUAUAUAUAUAUAUAUUAAAAUGCCCCCCACCUUAACAGGAACUCUUCUUACUGAUUUUGUUACUGCAAUUGGCACUCUUAAGGUGCCCAGCUCUAAUACUCUUGUCAUUCAUGUGGUGGUGCUGUAUGUGCUAGUCUAGGGGGCAGUGCAUGGCGCUGAUAGGCUGGAGAUACUGUUAUUGUUCUUCUGCCUUCGGUCAUGGCACUGCUUCUCCACCCAGCACAGAGGGGCCAUGCAUCAGUGUUGGCACACAAUUCCAGUAAUGGAAAGGUACUUGUGUUAUUCCAAACAUCAAAAAAUGAACUGGGCCUUAUGUACAUUCAAAUAGAAAAAGUCCUUUGCUUGCAAAUCUCUUAUUCCUUGUAGCAAACUGUUCAGGUAUUUGUACUGGAGUGUCACUUAGUGCAUGUGUUCCACUGGUUUUCCUACAGAAGAUUAUGGUUCUGUCACAUGGCACAUCCAUUCAUUGGCUGACCCUUCAUUUCAAUGGAUUCAUCUCUUUCCCCUCUCAAAUAAUCAUUUAUAUGUUUUAGAUGCUCCUCUUUCCGCUGCAAAUAUGGAGAAACCAAACUGAUUUUAAGAAACUGUGUAAAGUGCAAAGAAGUAAGCUUGUGACUACGUAUUCUUAGAGGUUAGAAUGCAUGAUCUUUUGUAACUCAAACUCUAUGUAUUUGAUAAAUGUGUAAAAAAUGAAAUAAUGUACAGUAUUGGUAUAGCUCAGAAAUGUCCAUCCAGUGGCUGUCUCUCCAGCGUUACGAUUCCCAGGGACGCUGGGAGUCCCGACAGCUUUAUAGGGGGCCACAGGUUGGACAUUGCUGAUGAAGGUUUUCAGCGCCACAAUUGUUGGCGCAUACAUUUUUCUUGUUGAAUAUUUUGGGAACUGUGGUUUAAGGAUUCGGCACCAUAUUGACUUUGGCUUUUGCUUGUGCCAAAAUGUUCUCUCAGUACACACAACCUCUAUGCAACAUAAGUACAUAUCCUCUAAUGGGCGGCCCUUGAAAACAGCCUGCUGCUCGUGGUUAGUUCAGUGCACUUAAUAUUCUCAAAGGUGUGUCCCUUUUGUUGCAUCGGCUCUUUUGCUGCUGUAUUUGGGUUUUGUAGUCUUUCUUUUGCUUAGAUGUGCAGCAAGUGUCAUGUAACAAAUGUACGAUACUGAAUAUGAUUUUCUACUCACAACUCUCUUAGCAGAUUUUUAGGGAAGGCCAAAGGGUAGUCAUUGGAAUUUUCCUGUGGUGCGGAACGCCUGUUUGGCCUUUAGUGGCAUAACAUUGACCUACACUAUUAGCAGUGGAAGCGCUGAAAGCUGCACAAAUAAAAACUCAUUGACUAUUGGUAAGAUUUGCUUUCCUGAAGGGCUAUAAUAUCUAAAGUGUGAGUGUGCGGUUGAACUGCAACAACCGGCAAGUGAGGUCUAGUUUUACAUCCAAGAACAAACGCUUUAACAUGCUGAACAGUAAAGGUUAAAAAUGUGAAAAACUCGUUUCAUUUUUUGUCAUUACUAUUUUCAUGGUACCUGCAAAAAGCCAGUGGGAAUGUGUAUAUAUUUAUAUAUAUUUCAAUUUUGGGAGCCCAUGUAUAGACUAUACAAAAGCUUUUAUUAUACAGAAUUUGGCUGUAUAUUAUUUUUUAUGGAACAAUCUGAUGUUAAUUCUUGAAUUUCGUUUGUGGAUUGAACCAGCUCAUUAAAAUUGUAAAUGAU